UCUCUCUCUCUCUCUCUCUCUCUGUAAGUGGGUAGCAAUGGGGGAAAGGGAUAAGGCAACAUUGGCAAAGGCAAGGAAGGAGCUUGAGGACAUGUAUGAAGGGAUACCAGAUGACUCGGUGAACCUCACUUUCCAAGACUUUGCAGACCUCAGCAUCAGCACAACUGCAGACAAGAGAAAACCCUCUCACACUCUGGAACCCAUUUCCGAACUCAGGUCCCAAAACCCCAUGGCCAAACUUCCCAGCCUCGACUUCAACAGAGCCCUGCAGGCAUCCAAGAACAACCACCGUAUCAACGAAGAGGUAGUUGAUCCUUACAGAGGUAAUCACCAUCACCUUCAACACCAGAAUAAUCACCACCAUCUUGAGGCCAACAGCCACCUCGGCCAUGCAGGCCGGGGUGACCAUCGAUACGGUGGUGGUGGUCAUCACCUAGGCCAUAACUUUAAUCAUCAUAUGAUGAGUGGCCAUGGAGGAGUAGAGAUGAGUAGCAUAAGCAUGGCCAGUACUACUUAUGAUCAUCAUGAUAUGAGCGGCGUUAGCAUUGCUUCCACUGCCAUGCACCAGCAAGAUAGAAAAAGAAGGCCUGGGGUUCCUCACUCCAAUAUCUGCACCAUCUGUAGUACCUACAUCUAUAUUUUCCGCCAUCGCUGCUUGGUUUGUGGAAGAGUGUAUUGCAGGCAAUGCGUGAUGAUGGGGAUGGGAGAAAUGACAGAAGGUAGAAAAUGUAUCCAGUGUCUAGGGAAGCGAUUUAGCCAAAGGUACUUGCAAAGAGCAGGAAAGGUUGGAUGUUGUUCAAGGUACCCAAAAGAGGUGAAGCAAGCAGAGCUGAAGUGGGCCGAGAAAGGGCCAAGAAGGAAUGCUGUAAAUGGGCUGUACGGUCGCAGCACCGUGCGCACACCCAGAUCAAAAAGCCCAGUUACUCCAAGAACUCCUCGAACUCCAAUCAGGGGCCAUGUUCCUCCAAGUCCUGGCCCAAAUUCUUUUGUCACCAGUUCAUCACACUCUCCUUAUUCUCCCAGUCACCACCACCUCCCUUUCUAGAGAGGCCAAAAUUUAUUAUUUAUUUAUUUCAUGGUGUUUAAGAAUUCCUUAAAUAUUCCACCAUUUUCAAAUGGUUUGUUUUCGGAUUUUUGCUCAAUUUCUGUAUAACCUUGUGUGGCU
Argentina anserina (silverweed cinquefoil) is the source of this 1165-nucleotide messenger RNA. RefSeq lists its product as uncharacterized. Lineage: Eukaryota; Viridiplantae; Streptophyta; Magnoliopsida; Rosales; Rosaceae. The transcript has 3 exons. The coding region runs from base 38 to 1045 and encodes 335 amino acids. The record is from RefSeq and is a predicted model, not a curated record.